AUGGAGGAGGUGCUCUCGCUGUUCGCGCUCGUGCAGACGAACGAGUUUCUGUUGCCCAACGGCAUGGCGCUCUACCACGGGUACUCAUUCCUCAACCACAGCUGCGAGCCCAACUGCGCGCUUGUCGGCAGCGGCGCGAUGAAUCGUCACCUGGUGACUCUGCGUGAUGUGCGGGAGGGUGAGCAGCUGUUCAUUAACUACAACGCGAGCCUCACAACGUGUGUGUCGUACGAGGACCGGCGUGCCCUCUGCCAGCAGCGACACUUUGAGUGCUUCUGUCCAAAGUGUGUUAGGAGAGAGUGA
Messenger RNA from Trypanosoma grayi, 303 nucleotides. Its product is annotated as SET and MYND domain-containing protein. Bases 1 to 303 code for a protein of 100 amino acids. Gene Ontology annotation, cellular component: nucleus. Lineage: Eukaryota; Euglenozoa; Kinetoplastea; Trypanosomatida; Trypanosomatidae. Gene Ontology annotation, molecular function: protein binding. The transcript has a single exon. The record is from RefSeq and is a predicted model, not a curated record.